UGCUAAAAUAGAUUGUAAUAGUCUUUAUAGUAAAUAUUCUCCUCCCUCAUCACAAAAUUUCAUAAAGCAAGUUGGUAAUUCUUCUUCAUACAUCUAAUGCUCAUUGAAGACAACCUACUCAUGAUUGUUAACAAGUGGUUUUCAAGAAAAGGGAACAAACAGAAGGAUGGAGAGGUACCAUCCCCUGAGAAUCAUGUGUUCAAAAAUCUGUGAAAAAUAAGGAACUGACAUCCUAAAUGGGUCAAUUCAAAAGCUCAUUAGCUUUGCUGCUAUUCUUCAUUUGGAGAUUUUCCUUUAAAGACUGUUUUGUUCUCUUUAUUUCUUGCUGUCUGCCUUGUGGUGAUAUUUUCUCCUUGCACUUUUCUCUGUCUUAUCUUUCCUCUUUUAAUUUCAUCCCUGAAAAGGCACAGCUCUGUGUUCAGAAAACUUUGGAAUUCUCCGUUUUCCAAAGUUGGGGGUGCUGGAGCUGAAUCACACAAAUCAGUAGUGUCCUUCAAUAGUUAAGAAUUCUCAGCACAGGCAUCACUCUCUGCAGCUCAGAUCUCACAUUUUCUCCACUCUUUUCUGAAAGGAUGCUGGAUUUCCUACCAAUCCUUGACUAGCGGUUGCAUAAUUCAUUUUCUCAGUCAUGUAUUGACCUAGAUAUUUUUCUCUUUCCCAUCACUGCUUAACUUACAAUAUCUACAGCCAGAGUGUACCUCUUUCCCUUUUCCAUUUAUAGAGAGGGAGAAGUUCUGAGGGGAAAUUUCACUUAGGGAUUGAAAUAGGACUGGAAGUAAGAGAAGAGAUUGAGAAAUGGGAGCUGCCACCCUGGCUAGGGUCUGUAGAGGAUUAAAGACACAGAGCUUGCAACUGACUUCAGGGAAUGUGCCUGAGUCUCAGUUGUAGAAGUUCUGCUCCACAGAAGAAUUAAAUUAUUAUGGGGAAAUACUGCAGCAGAAGCGUGAAAAAUGAAGCCUAAAAUGAAGUGUUCAAGCAGCAAAACUUCCCCAGCAAAGACGAACAGCUCAGCAGGCAAAGCCUUGGUAAAAUCUCCCAAGUUAAGAAAAUCUCAACAGAAGGUGGAAGAAGUUUGCCAGAUAUACUUUAUGAAGCUACGCUCAGGCCUUCUUAUAGAAAAGAAAGCCUGUUACUUUAAGAAAGAAACCACCAGAAGGCAUGUACCAAAACCAGGUGGAAAGCAACAUCUGGUAUUGGCUGCCUGUGAGCAGCAGCUGGAACACCUUGAACAGUCUGUGGAGGGCUUCACUUUUGAUGUGCCCAUGAUCCAGAGAUGUGCUAGAUCAACUGCUGGUCCAAUUUUUGAAGAAGAUUUUGCUUCCCUGAGCACAUACAACGAUCAAUCCAUUAGUUUUGUUAUUGAGGAUGGAAGUUAUGAGAUCUACAUUGAAGACCUGAGUGGACAACAAGAGAAAGACCCAGUGUUAUUCCGUUGCUAUCCUUCUCAGUGCUCCUCAAGUGAAACAGCAGGUGGUGCUGAUGGUCAGAAGUUAAUGGUAAACCUGAGUCCUAAAAAAUACAAAGACUUUUUGCUGCAUGCCAACAACAAGGAGCACUCUGUGGAGCUACAAAAAUGUGAAAACCCGUUCCCAGACCAGGCCUUUUUUCUUAUGCAUAAGACGUCGUCCAGAUGUGUUUCAUUUGAAUGUAAGAACAAUCCUGGAGUGUUUAUAGGAGUAAAGGACAAGCACCUUGCUCUAAUUAAAGUGGGGGAGCAAACUGAGCCUUCAAGUAGGCAGAAUAUCAUAUUUAAGCUCUCUUAAACUUAAUGUGAUGGGAAGCUGUGGAUCCUGGGUUGGGUAGCCCAAAUGGCUACCACUGCAGAAGGGAUGAGACAAAAGAAAGAGGCAGGGAACAUUUAAGGGAAAUGGAGAGUGCUCACACGCCGUGGAAUGCUUUUCUUAUUAUGUGUAAAAAUAUUUUUCGUUAUCCUUCAGUUGUUUUUUACUUCCCUCUGUAUCACUGUAUAUUCAACACAAGUAUUGGUAUAUUAAAUCGGGUAUCGGUAAAGAGAUCUGCCAACAUUCAGAAGAGACACAGCCUGACCUUUACUUUUUUCCACUUUCAGUCCAUAAAGAACUUCAUAUUUAGAGCUGAGACCUCUGGGAAGAAGCAAGAGUCUUAGCCCAAGUCACAAUGUAGACAGGUAUCUGUUUUAAAGAACUACAUAGGGACACAGUUUUUCCUGGUUCCAAAUAAUAGGCUCAAACACUAAAGCUGCUGGUGAAAAGGCACGCAGGUUGCCCAUUCCAAAAGUGGAAUAAAACACCAAGUUUGUUUAUAGAUGCCGGAAACUUCAGAUGCCUCUAUGGCUAGGCAGGUAAUAUAAAUAAGUGAAGAGGCAAGGAUUAUCAAAAAAUUAUGAAAAAUAAAUCCAAUAUUUAUAAAGCAAAUAAUUUCACCUCUCAUUGUUUCAUUUUUAAAGUUCUGAUUUUUGUAGACAGUUAACUUUAAGCAAGGCAUUCUUAACAUUAGGAAGUGAAAUACAUUUUAGUUCAGACCUAUGAUUGAAAUCAUUAAGAAUAUCUAACAAACUGAAACAUUUUUUUAAAAAGCAGCAAGCCACAACAUAUGUUAGGUCAUCCAGUCCCACAGUGGGGCCAGAAGUCCUCUGACCUCCUAGGACCUGGAUGGGGCACAGGAUUAACCUUACAAUUUCAAUAUCUGGCUAUCCCUCAUGUUUGUGGCGUACCAUGUUCUUCUGACCCUAGAUCCCAGGGAUCUAUGACUUGAUAUACUCAGCACCUUGGACAAAAUGUCUUCUAAUCCUUUCCUCCUAUGUGCACAAGUCUUUUUAUUGUCCAGCUUCCCGAUGACCCUGGUUACUAUGGAAUAUUCAUUUGACUUCUGUUCUGUCUUCAUUUCCUUUGACCAACCAUGUCCUUGAUAUGUCUUUUGCACCCCCUGAGCUUCAUUUCCGUAUGAUCUGAUCUCCGUAUGCCAACACCUUUAUUCUACUUUGUCUACCUGACAUUGUAAAAUUUUUACAUAAAUCUAUUGAUGGCAAUAUUUUUUAUUAAACAUCUUUGUGUUUUACUUUUAGUAAAGUAGUAAAAUUUAUACUCAACUAUGUAAUAACAUUUUUCAAUUACUAAAUGAAUAGUUUUUGCUGAUUUUAAGGGCUUAGCAAUUUCUACUACAAUUUUUCAUAGGUUUAACACUGGCAAUACAUGAUAAACAUAAUAACGGAAUACUUAUAAAAAAUGACUUCUGAAAGUGUAGGCUUUUAAAUUUCUAAUUUGUUGAUAUCUAUUGGAUCUAAUUGCUGGUUUAACUUAAGAUAAAAGAGGCUGAGAAUUACUGUACGAGAGCAAACAAUUGUAGAACAAUAUGACUUUGUUUCAUUGUGAAUAAUUUUACUAUAGAGACAAAAAUAAAAGCAGAAUCAAUAUCAUCUCCUCUGAAAAACACUAAAUGUUGAGCAUGUGCAUUUGUAUGAUAUACUUAAAUGAUUAUUAUUAAGUAACCAAAUAUACCCAUUACAUAGUUUGUAUUCUUGAAUAAACAGUAUUUUUAAAAGUU
Messenger RNA from Equus caballus (horse), 3522 nucleotides. It is a transcript of the gene IL33, whose product is annotated as interleukin 33. Gene Ontology annotation, biological process: positive regulation of inflammatory response; positive regulation of cytokine production. Gene Ontology annotation, molecular function: cytokine activity. NCBI's taxonomy places the organism in Eukaryota, Metazoa, Chordata, Mammalia, Perissodactyla, Equidae. The record is from RefSeq and is a predicted model, not a curated record.